Messenger RNA from Symbiodinium necroappetens, 863 nucleotides. The record is from the annotation of a GenBank genome assembly. Lineage: Eukaryota; Dinophyceae; Suessiales; Symbiodiniaceae.
AUGCGUUUUGUCGCGAAGGUUUUCUGCAUCUUGAAGAAUGCCCAAAACUUAGCCUGCGGACUGUGGGUGCUGGUCGCUUUGGCGUUUAUCUUCUUCGUCGUCGGAGUGCUGCCGCCCGAGGACAACCGCCUCUCCUGGCAGAGUUUUCUUUUGGGCGCUGCGGCCGCAGGUUCCAUUUAUGUCAUUGGGAGGGACCCCUGCUUUCUGCAGAGCCUACGUGACUCUGUGGCCAUGCUCACCCACCAGAACAAGCGCUUAUCGACUAGCAACGUCAAGUUGGAGAAGCAACUCCAGGAGCUGGCGGGAGUUGACCAGAAGUUCGCGGCAGUGCACAAGCAGCUAGACACUGAUGCAGAGUCCGCACUGGAGCUGCUGCGGAACUUGGAGCAUCACAGCCGGGUGCAGGCUGUGGUGUCCUCUCUGAGCUUGUUCUUGCAUGCGGACAUGGACAAAAGCGGCAGCUUGCAGGAGGAGGAGGCGGAACAACUCCUUCUGGGCUUCACGCAGCUGUGGGAUUUGAUCCCGGGCUACCCCGAGGAUGCAGUUCAGGACCUCGAGGGCGAACUUACGUUUGAGAUGUUCUCUGAGCUGCUCCGUGCGGUGGUUCAGGAGGACGCGCCGAAGUGCCGUAGCAUCCUGGACACCAUCCUCCAUCAGGACGAUGACGAUCGAAUCAUCAUGGCUGCGCCCUCGCCGGUUUAUGGUGCGCGGCAGGCUACGCCGAAGGAGGACCUCGAAAGUGGGAGCGACAGUCGUCCGGACGAAGACGACAAGAUGAAACCCUGGCUGACAGUUGGUCCUCUGCAAAUCUGGGGCGUUUUGCACCUCGGGGACCCCUGGACUCAGACAGUUCAAGUUGCAGG